GGAUCUUUUAUCCACCUGGGCGACGAACUGUAAAAACAACCGAAGAUCCCGAAAGCUUUUCCACAAUGUUGCCCCACCAAAGGAUACAACCUUUGUAGUUACAGGUUUUGACGAAUGUAAUGGAAAGCGAAAAACAAAUUACUGAGAGAGAGACACCGCCUCAGUUCUGGAGAUGCUGCAAGUUGAUUAUUGACCCCGCAUUGACAAAAGGACUGUACAAAGUGUACCGUUAUGAUGGACAGCAAUUUAACAUACCCGUGGAGGAUUUAGGUCUGUUUCCUGUGGAGACAGUCAGAGAUCCCCGUGUCUGCCGCCUGUGGAGCAAAUGCAACAAGACUGAUCUUUUGAUUUCUAAAUUUAAGGUUGAUGAAUGGUAUGUUGGCCCUGUUCCUCCCAAAGAACUGACAUUUUCCAAACUAAAUGACAAUGUGAGGGAGGCGUUCUUGACUAAUAUGUGCAAUAAAUAUGGGAACAUCGAAGAAGUGGAAAUAUUUUACAAUCCUAAGAACAAGAAGCAUUUAGGGAUUGCGAAGGUCGUCUUCGACACAGUGAGGGCGGCAAAUCAAGCUGUUCAGCACCUCCAUCAGACGUCCGUGAUGGGAAAUGUUAUUCAUGUGGAAAUUGAUCCUAAAGGUGAACACAGGACAAGAUAUCUCCAGCUCCUCUUACGUGGCCUUUAUACUCCUUGGACGUUGCCAGUGGGCAGCAAUGAGCAAGCUAUUCAAAGCUUGGUCGACAGUUUGAUGGGCAGCGCAGCCACGCAGCGACAUCUGAGCAUCUCCAGUCCAACUAGCAUCGCCACCCCCCUCUCUCUGGACACAGCCUACUCCAGUAUUUGGCAGGAUACACCUUGUAGCUUCGGGCUUACGCCACAUUCUCAGGGAACCCCCCGCACUCCCUGCCUGUCUGCCACUCCUCUCUCCCAGGACUCUUGCUACUCCAGUCUUCAGGCGACUCCAGUCCUCCAGGUGGAGCCCUCCACCUUUAACGUUCAAAAACUUUUAAGACGAGAGCUCUGGCGGCGUAAGACUGAGAGGUAUUAUAGAGGAUCCAGUGAAGUUUCAGAUGUGAACUUUAUUUUGAAGCAAUGCCAACCCCAGCCAGCAGAAUUUUACUCUACCACAAAACAAUCGAGCAGCCAGGAGUUAGCACUGUGGGGGCACAAUGCACAAUCAUCCCUUCACAGUAAUGCUUCCUUUAACCUCGAGUCCCCCAGUCAAGAGUCAAGGGACAUGGUCACUGCUACCUCUAAGGAUUUUGAUAGAAACUCCAACUCUUUAAGUGUCCUGAGCAUCAAUUUCACAUCUGAACAUCAGACAGCAGCCUCCUUUCCAUCUGAUGACCAUGCAUGCAUUACAGACUUAUCCCAAACAGCUGGUAACUAUUCUUCAAGCGUCAAGCCCGAGGUGGAGAGUUUGGAUUCUCGUAUUGAGAGUUUGCUGAUAAACAGCCAGAGUACUGACCCAUCAUACUUCUAUAGAAACACUUUGGAUGCUGAUGUUCACUCGCAGGAAAGCCCGACCUCACCUUGCUCUGCUAACGCCUCGCCUUUCUCAGAUGACUCACCUGUUUGCUCUCCGAUUUCAUGUGACUUCACAACCAUCGAUCAGCGCUCCUUCAAGGACCUCAUUGAAGAUGAGCCAGAUGAAACCACUCAAGCUGUUCUGUUUCUAACAAGAGACUCUCAGCCUCCAUCUAAUAUCACACGUUUUGAAAGGAGGGCUCACAUAAACCACGAAAAAGAGGCAGAAAGGUUACAGUUUUUCUCACGUUCAAAGGAGCAUCAUGAGGAUAAGGUCAACUCGAAUAAAGGAGCGUUCAGAGCUUCAACACCGGCAAGACAGAUCUCCUCUCUCCCUCAGCCUCCAUGUUUUUCUCUGGAUAGGACCACUCAACUCCCUUCCUCCAAAGCUCCUCCUGCAAUUAAAUCAGGGUGCGCCCAUCCACCAGCCACCCGUUUCCAUUUCCCCCUUCCUCCCUUCCCCCCAUCAAUCCCACCUGUCCCACCUCGCCUGCCUAAUGGCACCAUCCCCAUCCCACCUCCAGGUUGGAUCCCACCUACGGGCCAUCACACCGGCUUCUCUAUUCCUCCUCCUGCUUUUCCACCUCCAUCUUCUAUUCCUCCACCACCGACUUUCCUUGGACCCCCACCUCCUGUGCAUAGGUACCCCUUACCUGUUCAGCCUCCAGGCCCUUUAGAUAAGGGGAAUCCUCUGACUGCUCCUUUACAUUUCCCUCGACCGCCAUGGCCUCUUCCACCUUUCCCAAGGUUUAACCCCUUUGUGCCACCACCGGAUUUCCUGCUUGUGCGGGAAAACCCACAUAAGGCCACAAUAGAGAAGGUUUUAGAAGUCUUCAUGGAUGAACUGAAGUUGAUUAUUAAAAAAGAUAUUACACGCCGAAUGAUUGAAGGGGUCGCUUUCAAGGCAUUUGAGGACUGGUGGGUAUGUCAAGAGAAGAAAGUAAAGAUACAAGUUCCUCCUUUGAAAAGAGGAGCAGCAGGUGUUAAAGAGAAGAGAACACUUAUAAAUCCCCUCUGUCACAUCGAUAGCCAGGGCAAAAAACCUCCACUGCCUUCAUUCAAGGUAAAAAGGAAAAGAAAAGAUGAUACUGCUACCUCAGAAGAGAUAGAAAACGUGUUGUGUUCUACUCAUGAAAGCUCUGAUGCGAAACUGGGGGAGGAUAAACUGAGUUUUGCAUCUGAGAAAGCCAAACGCAGACAUGCAAGACCUCAUGAGCUUGAAAGUGACGAUGAUGAUGAUGAUGAUGAUGAAGGGAAAGAAGAAGAUAACACGCUUCAAGAUGAGGAAACAACAUCAGACAAAGUGGAGGCAGUUGUGCCAGUUGAUGAUGAUCCUCAAAUCCUGUGUGACAGAGAUGAUCGUGAUGACAGCAAUCAUCCUGAGGAAGAGAAGGAGUCCGCACAAGAACACACAGAGGAUGAAGAUGCAGUCAUAUUCCAAGCUAGUGAAGCAGUGGCGAGCUUGGAUAACGAGCCUUCCUCAGAGAGCAGCUCCUCAGAGGACAGUGAGUACUCAUCAGACUUCGAUUCCUCGGACUCGUUCUCCUCUGAGAGCUAUGAAAACUCGUCCUUCUCUGACCUCAGUCGUGAAAAUGAAAACAUGGAGGAGGAGGACGGCGAUAGAAGAGUUGAGUGUGUAUUCAUAUCAUCAGAUGAAGAGUCGAUGGAGCUUGAGCUCCCCGUCACCCCCUCAGCCCCACUGACCCCUGGUGCUAAGCUGGAGCUGGAGCUGCAGGAAUGGCCAGACACAUGUCACUGGGAGGAAAGGGAGGAGAACCAGUUUCUGUCCUGUCUGGACAUGAUGGAGCUCCAAACCAGCGAACCCCAGCACCAUCUACAGCCCCUGUCACCUAUAGGACUCCCAGCAGUGGGGCCACAUCUUGACAUAGAGAUGGAGAGCCCUGAAUGGAUGGAGGAGUCACCAGGGAACAUAGAAGACAUGAGGCCUAUCACUCCUACUGGUUGCCUGCUGGACAGCGACCCCGACCUUCUGAUCAGAAGCAAACCCACCUCCCCCGCUGUGGAGGAGGUGGAACGACCCCAAACACCAGGCAAGGGCAUUCUGGCCGAACUGGAAAGUGGGGUCCUUUUUCCAACCGGCCCUGAGGUUGUUCUUUCUCCAAUUGCUUUGUACCCAUCAUACCAGGAUAUGCCCAGAACGCCUGGUCGCGAGGAUAGACAUGCAUGGACUCAGUACAGCUCUGUGAGAGCUCUAGCUACACCAGGCAGAGGGACCACCUCGUCAGAAGGGAACACAGUGAUGUGCCCCCUUCUGAGCUGCCCUCUUCCUGUGCCUUGCAUUUCUAGCAAUCCGUAUAUCACAGCCCCAAAGACUCCUGGGAGGGACAUCAUCCUACCCCGGAGAUCCAUAGUCCACAAGAGGAAAAAGGUGGUGACCUUACAGCCAAUGUCAUACGAUUCUCUCGGAGGCUCCCCCAUCUCAGUGUCCUCUCUUUGUAGCUCCUCUGAGUCUUCUUCUGACUCGGCUGAAGGGAAAAGCAUGUGGUUCAAUUCAGGUGUGAGAAUGAGGCCUUUGCAGGGCCUGGAGAAUAUGCCUGGGCUUCUGCAUGAGGGGAAUAGCAGAGAUACGGAAAAAUCCUCAUUAAGGAGAAAACAGUGGAGGAAGCGAAAGAGGAGGUGGAGGAUUCAUCAUCGACGAAGACUACUUCACAGAAACACUGGUUCUCUCCCCUCUAACAUUGCUCCUCACAGGUGGCGCUCUCUCUCUGAGGAGAGGAGGAUACUUCAUAGUGUUUGGAAAGAGGGCUUGGAUGAAGAAGAUGCCAGGCUGCUGCAGCAGACAUAUGACAGGCUGCAGGUGCGGGAUAAUGGCUUCGGUUGGAUCAGUGACACUCUGUGGAUACCUCACACCUUGACUAAAGUCGUCGCAGAGCAGAGUGAGGAACACUGGCGGCCCGAUCACAGGACCGGCUCGGCUCGCACUGAGGGAUUCUACAAAAUCAGCAAGAAAGACAAAAUGAAAUACCUCAACAACACAAGGCUGACCCCUGAGCUUCCAUCGACAAGUACUCAGGGAAUAAGCAUCCCUGCCCAGCAACAGACCUCCCUGCGAGCCGGAUCUGACUUCAGGUCUGAACAGCGCCGCCUGCUCUCCUCUUUCAGCUGUGAUAGUGACCUAGUGAAGUUCAACCAGCUGAAGUUCCGAAAGAAGAGGAUUCGUUUCAGCCGGAGUCAUAUUCAUGAUUGGGGCCUGUUUGCGAUGGAGCCAAUCGCAGCAGACGAGAUGGUGAUCGAGUAUGUGGGCCAGAUCAUCAGACAGAUCAUCGCUGACAUGAGGGAGCAGAGAUAUGAGGAGGAGGGCAUUGGCAGCAGCUACUUGUUCCGGGUUGAUCAGGACACCAUCAUCGAUGCUACAAAAUAUGGGAACUUAUCCAGGUUUAUCAACCACAGCUGCAAUCCUAACUGUUAUGCAAAGAUCAUCACUGUGGAGUCCCAGAAGAAGAUAGUGAUUUACUCCCGGCAGCCGAUAGCCGUCAAUGAGGAGAUCACGUACGACUACAAGUUUCCCAUCGAGGACACAAAGAUCCCAUGUUUGUGUGGAGCAGAUGGUUGCAGAGGCACCUUGAACUAAUCUCUAAUGAAGUGUUCAGAUUUAUGUCAAGAGCCCAAGUUGCCUGAAGUACUGUACAAUCCAAACACCUGAAGAUUAUUUUGAUGCCGUUUCAUACAGCCAAUGACUGCCUUAAGACCAAACAGGAAUCAUAAAGGCUCUGCAGACAUGUGGAGGAACUGCUCAGUAAAUAAGGAUUUAGUUAAACCUCCUAAUCAGUGCUUGAGUACAGGAGAACUUGGAACUUCCUCAUUUUCCGGUAAAACAUUAUAAAACACUUCAUUUGUUUGUACAUUACGGUUUAUGAACACAUCGCAACCAAGGUUUCACACAUUGCAAAUGUUUCCUCUUGCAGCAUGGAGGGGAAAAUGGGCGCUCCAAUUAUGCUAAGCUCUUCUGUACAAUGAAAUGACUAAGUUAUUGCCAAAAUGAUAACAAAUCGUCAAAAUGAAUUGUUUUCAUUAAUGAGAGCUUAAUGGUGUUUUGCUUGAAUCAAGCUUAUAUCGCUAAUAUUGGUUUCCUUUUUUUUUACAUUUUAUAAAAAGAAAGACUGAAAAAGUUACAAUAAGGUGAUCUUUCAUGAAAAUCAGGAGAGAUUAUAAUGAAGUACUUUUUUACACAUACUUAUAAAAUCAAUGUUAUUAUGUUAGCAUAAUAAAACAUGCAAGUCACAAAAACAUGCUUUGUUCAUUAUUUCACAAAAUUAUCACAAUACUAGUUUAAUACUAAAGUACAGGACCCUAAACCACAA
Eleginops maclovinus (Patagonian blennie) is the source of this 5844-nucleotide messenger RNA. Its product is annotated as histone-lysine N-methyltransferase SETD1B-A-like. Gene Ontology annotation, cellular component: Set1C/COMPASS complex. The record is from RefSeq and is a predicted model, not a curated record. Gene Ontology annotation, molecular function: histone H3K4 methyltransferase activity; RNA binding; protein binding. NCBI's taxonomy places the organism in Eukaryota, Metazoa, Chordata, Actinopteri, Perciformes, Eleginopidae. The transcript is spliced from 18 exons. Bases 120 to 5114 code for a protein of 1664 amino acids.